Messenger RNA from Spodoptera litura, 3522 nucleotides. Its product is annotated as dopamine D2-like receptor. NCBI's taxonomy places the organism in Eukaryota, Metazoa, Arthropoda, Insecta, Lepidoptera, Noctuidae. Gene Ontology annotation, biological process: G protein-coupled receptor signaling pathway. Gene Ontology annotation, cellular component: plasma membrane. The record is from RefSeq and is a predicted model, not a curated record. Gene Ontology annotation, molecular function: dopamine neurotransmitter receptor activity, coupled via Gi/Go; G protein-coupled receptor activity.
UUCCCCGCGUAUCAAUAGUACGAAUCGUAGUGUCGUGAUUUCGGAUGAUAGUGGAGUUUGAUUGAUUGAGUGAUGUGUGAUGAGUGAAAAAGAUGCGACGCGUCAACUAGCACAAAUGGACGCGAGGAGGGCGCGGCAGAAUGACAGUGAAGGCUCACGGCUCCGACCCGGGCACUGAAACCACGAUGAGCACAACGCUGCUGCCGUAUCAUAACAACUCACACUACACGACAUACCUCUACCCUUCAAAAAGGCCACCUGAUGUUAGGAAUACGACAGUGAAACUGGAAGUCAGGGAUGCUAACGCUAGCGGUGAUUUUAUGAGGCUAGUGGAAGACUUUAGUGAUUACUUCUAUGGAAACACGUCCCAUGACUUUAGUACCAACUCGAGCCUAGACUUGGCUGACGUGUAUGGCUAUUCAAACUGUAGUUUUAAUGGUACAUUCAAUAUAUCUUGUUUUAAUAGACAAGUGGAUGAUUCGGAGCAGAAUCUUUGGGCGUUGUUGCUGUUGAUAUUUCCUUUUUUCACGUUGUUUGGGAAUGUGUUAGUGAUUAUGAGUGUAGUGCGCGAGCGGACGCUGCAGACUGUGACGAAUUAUUUUAUAGUGAGUUUGGCCGUGGCGGACCUACUGGUGGCGGUCGUCGUGAUGCCGUUCGGAGUUUAUUACUUGGUAAACGGCUCGUGGGGUCUUCCAGCCUUCGUGUGCGACGUGUACAUCGCGAUGGACGUCACCUCCUCCACCUCCAGUAUAUUCAACCUCGUCGCCAUAUCUGUUGAUAGGUACAUUGCAGUAACGCAGCCAAUAAAAUAUGCAAAGCACAAGAACAACAAACGAGUCUGGUUCACCAUCGUCCUGGUCUGGCUGAUUUCCGCAGCAAUUGGUGCUCCCAUAGUCCUGGGCCUCAAUGACACGCCUGACAGAAACUUCGAUGAGUGCCUCUUCAACAGCCAGAACUACGUCAUCUACUCUUCUUUAGGUUCCUUCUACAUCCCCUGCAUCAUGAUGAUGUUCCUCUAUUAUAAUAUUUUUAAGGCAUUAAGAAACCGUGCAAAAAAGCAGAGAGCAGCAAAAAAGCCGCCAGUAUCUGGUGACCCCAAUACAGGAGCCACCACAGCGGUGGUGAUAGAAAACGUGGCUCAAACGAGAAGGCUGGCAGAGACUGCACUACAUGAUGACAGACCAACUAAUACUGGGUCUGGCAGCAAUGAAGAUGAUCAUGAAGACAGUUUCGACAAGAGGUCAGCGGAUUUGGAGGCAGACGCAGACGAGUGCCACGUGAUCCCGAACGACAAGUCUACCGAGUUCAUGCUGGCUACUGUCACGGAGGAGACAGUCAACACACCAAAAAGAAACAUCAAAUCUCAAGCAACCCCAGACCCGAAUGGCAACAACGACUCAGGGUACGCGCCUUCCAACCUUGAGGACACCAUCAGGGAACACGUGUCACCUCCAGGGUCACCAGGCAUGAAAGACGCCACAGUGCUGAAGAACAUGGCAUGCGAUGGAUCCAAGUGGAAGAAGAAUGGGAAGACUUCUUCUAAGUUAACUACAGAUUCGAGGAACGUGUCACUAGCACUCCGGUCAGAAGAAGAUGUCACAGCCAGCCAGUUCGACCUUCGAGACGGUUCCAGCUCCAAAAAAGAAAGAAAAGCAAGCGCAGCAACUGCUCGCUUCACCAUAUACAAAGCAAACAAAGCCAGCAAGAAGAAAAGAGAGAAAUCUUCUGCGAAGAAAGAAAGGAAGGCUACUAAGACAUUGGCAAUAGUUUUAGGUGUGUUCCUCUUCUGCUGGGCGCCAUUCUUCACGUGUUCAGUCCUCGGCGCCAUCUGCGACAAGAUUGGCCUCUCCUUUGACCCUGGAGUGACGGUGUUCAUCCUGACCACGUGGCUGGGCUACAUCAACUCGUUCCUCAACCCCGUCAUCUACACCAUCUUCAACCCUGAAUUCAGGAAGGCGUUCAGGAAAAUACUCCAUUGCGGCACCUAGCCCGCAGACUAUUUGGUCGUCUUCACUCAGUAGAUCUCGCUUUGUUAGAAAGAUUUUUGGAUACAAAUUAUUGUUUUGGAAAGAUGACAAAGAAUAUGUCCUUCAGUUUCAAAGCAGGUGGGCUGGAAACUCUUAUAUUUUCAAAUGUGACUUCGGAUCUGUGUCUAUCUUUAACUCACCAAAAAACAGAAGAAUUUCUUAAAACUACCUGCUUGUGAACUGCUGAUCCUAUGUGCCAAAGGCAACUUAAGUAACGUGUAUCAAAAAAUCUUCGACAAAUGUUUACUCUUCUCUUACAAUAAAUAUAUUUGAGAGAUCUACUGGACGACCAAAUUGUACAAAGUACAUUCGCAUACAAUGGUGUUUAUACUUAAUGUGAUAAACCAAUAAAUGUGUCGUGUGUUAGUCGUAGCAACAUAGCAUAUCAAAAUGUAUUUAAAAAGUAAUUUAUAAAGUUGAAACUUAUUGUAAAAAUGUAUCGGUAUUGUAUAGCUUGCUUACAGCUCACGGUUUUCUAGUCAUCAGUAUUAUAUGCCAAAGAUAUUAGACGCGAUAUUACUAAGCUUUAGUUAUUUUAAGGUUGUGAUUAUUUUAAUUUUCAAUUUUAUCGUUAAUCGUUUUUCUUCAUAGCAUAAUGUACAGUCGACAAGAAAUUCUUAGUAUUAUUAAAAUAAUAAUUAAAAUCAACUGUAACUAUAGCACAAAGAAGACAAUGUAGUGAAAUAAUUAAGAAACCAAAGAUUUAUUUUGAACUCAUUAAUGUGAAUAUUGUGUAUAAUAAUGCGUAAAUCUUUGUUAUUGUUUGAGUGAAAUCGCUCGAAAAAUGUUUAUGUAGAAGUUAAUUGUAAGUGUAAAAUUCUGUUUUUGAAUACUCAGAAGUUUUCGCAGCGUUAUUUUUUCUCUUGCCUUUUUCCGUCCACGCGUUUCUCCCAAUAUCUCACCCUUCCUAGUUACUUAGUUCUAAUAGAUAAUAUAAUAAAUAGAUAAAGUUAGCUGUACGAAUGACAACGUCGAUGGAAGACAAUGCACUGCGAGAUUUGACAAGGUAGUUUGUAAAUAACUUGCCAAAUAAUAUAUAUGAAAAUGUUAGUAAAAAUUUACUACACAAAUAGUGAUGGUUGAGUCAGAAAUGUUGCGAACCUUUAUAAAAAUUUGCAAGCCUUGAUAAAACCAAAAGUAUGUGAGCAAGUAUCUACUAGUUUCACUUUGACAGAAAGUACAGUCUGCGACAAAAUUAUUGUAAAAAUUUGUCAUGUCAUUGUCAUAAAAAAAUGUCAUAUGAUAAACGGGCUACUAGAGUUAUUAAACUAAAGUUUUUUUUUUAAUAAAGUGUAUUGAACUUCUUACUCAAUUAUCACUUGUUUGUACAAUAUUUAACUCGAUAUAUCAUAUCAAAAAAAUGUUUUCUAGUUUAUAACUAGGUGAUUAUUUUGUAGGAUAAAUAUUAAAACAAAUAUGAAUGAAAUGUACGUGGCAAUCAAUGAUCUUCCAAAACAAAGUAUUAAUCAAAUGCUUUUAUUUUUAAUAAUUUAAU